AAUAUAUUUUAUAUUUAUAUUAUAUAUGUUAAAGAUUAUAUAUAUAUAUAUAUAUAUAUAUUACAUAAAACUGUAUACAUUAUAAUGAAUAUUUAACAUUUAAAAAAAUUUAUAAAAUCAAUAAUUAAAAUUUAUUAAUAAAUAAAUAAUUUAGUUUUUUUUAUUUUAUGUAUUCUAACAAAUUGCAAAUUUUUAUAUAUUUAUAAAAAAUUAACAUAAUAUAAAGAAAAUAUAAACAAUAUUCAAUAUAAAAAUACUCAUGAAAUAUUUAUAUAUAUGAUAAAUUUCUAUUUAAUUUCUUUUUAAUUAUAUAUAUAAUCUAAAAAUGAAUUUAUAUAAAGUUUCACAAUUUAAUUGUACUUAUAUAAAGUUUCACAAUUGUAAAAUAAUUUUCUUUUUUAAUUUUAUAUUUGUAAUUGUAUAAAUGGUAUUUUGGUUUAUUUAAAUGUACAUUUCCAGACAAAAGUAUAAUACAGGACGUAUGAUAUAAAAGUUAAUUCAUAGAGGCGGAUCCGAAAUCAGUAUCGGAUUGUAAUUUCAUGUACCCUAUGUUUCAUAUCUAACCUCCAAUUACAGAAUAAUUUUUUGUAUAUUUUUUUAUUGAAUUAUAUUCCAUUUAUUUAUUUAUCUCUAUAUUUAGAAUUUGUUUUCGAUUUAAAUACAGAUAUGUUUUAUAUUUAAAAAGUACAUUGUACUAAAAGAGUAUUAUGUGCGAUAGAUAGUAGUGGUACAGUCGUUUAAGUUUUUCAUUUAUGUGGCACAGAAUCGCACACACGUUAAAACGCAAAUACGUAAAUGUCAAUCAUAUGGCUAAGUAGAUCAAUGUAUUAUGUGACCGGGCGCAAUUAAAUAAUUUGAAAUAAAGAAAAUUUGUCAUUAAAAUUCGAAAUUAUUAUUAGUAUAUGUACUUACAAUGGAAGGCCACCAGGUAAGAGCGCUAUACGAUUUCACAGGAGAACCAGGAACAUCAGAAUUGUCUAUUACAGCAGGAGAAGUAUUGUCUGUUAUGAGAGAUAAUGUGGGUGAUGGAUGGUGUGAAGGUUUUAAUCAGAGUGGAAAAUCUGGAUUGUUUCCAGCAGCAUAUGUUCAAAUUAUUGAGACUCCAACAUCUGUUCCUAAUGUCAUGAUAUCAUCCCAACAGAGUUCCGGAGAUUAUUGGGAUGAUGAUUGGGAUGAUGAUUCUGAAGUUGGUCAAACACAAGCAUACAUUCCUCAACAACAACAACAACAACAACAACAACAACAUAUGUUACAAUUAUCACAGCAUCAUAGUGUUGAUUACGGAGAUUUAGUUUCUAUACAAACUAUUCAUUCUGUGAUACCUGAAAGGCCUAUACCUAAUAUACCAAAGAAAAACAAUAAAUUUUCUACAUUAAUAAAAUCUGGAGAAGAUAGCUUUUUAUUAGGAAUGAAAGUAGCAAAUGUUCCUGAAAGUGAAAAAAUAUAUAUUGAUGAAAAUGAAAAUGGACGUCAUAGAUGGGUUUCAAGAGGAGAACUUUAUAGUUGUGUAGUUACAUCUCCCAAAAAAGAAUCUAAACUCAAGGGUCUUAAGAGUUUUAUAGUUUACCAACUUACCCCAACGUUUAACAAUAUUCAAGUUUCAAGAAGAUAUAAACAUUUUGAUUGGUUACAUGAACGUUUGGAAGAAAAAUAUUGCUUUAUUCCUAUUCCACCAUUACCAGAUAAACAAAUAUCUGGAAGAUAUGAAGAACAAUUUAUUGAACAUAGACGCACACAACUGCAGGAAUUUGUUGAUUAUGUUUGUAGACAUCCUGUGUUGGCGCGUAGUCGCGUCUGGGAACAUUUUAUAACAUGUACAGAUGAGAAAAGAUGGAAGGCUGGCAAAAGACAAGCAGAAAAAGAUGAAUUGUUAGGUGUAAAUUAUUUUAAUGCUAUUCAAUGUCCUGAAACAACUCUAGAUGUUAUAAAAGUAGAAAUUCAAACAGAUACUUUCAGUAGAUUUAUAAGUGGAUUAGAUCCAGUAGUUAAAAAUUUUAUGGCUAUGGCUGUUGAUCAAACAAAGAAAAACCAAGUUCUAUAUAAAAGAGAAUUUCAGAAAAUUGGUCAAAGUUUUAAUGCAUUAAGCCAUGCAUUGGAAGGAGAUGACAGUAGUCGAGGAAGAUUAACUUAUGCAUUAAAGGUGACAGGAGAUGCUUAUAAUGACAUAGGCAAGUUAUAUGAAGAACAACCUAAAUUUGAUUGGGAACCUCUUGCUGAUAAAUUUCAUAUUUAUAAAGGAAUUAUCAAUAGUUUUCCAGAUGUAAUUAGUAUACAUAAGACUGCUGUUCAAAAACGAAAAGAUUAUGAAAAAUUAGUAAGUGAACACAAAAUGGAGCCGCAACAAUUACGAGAUCUGUCUCAUCGAACAGAUGUAAUUGCACGUGCUCUUCUCGCCGAAGAAAUGCAUUUUCAGACAGAACAAGAGAUUUAUUUAACUCAAACCAUGAAAACACAUCUUACAGAGCAAAUUAGUUUUUAUCAAAAAAUAGUAGAUAAAUUACGGGAAGCGUUAAAUGCAUAUGAAGAGUAAAAUAUAUAUCUAAUUUAAUAUAAAGUUAUGUAUCCAUUGAAGCAAUAUUAAGGAAUUUUUUAUUGUUUCUUGUUGAUAUAUCUACUAAGAUAUUUAUAACAUUACUUAUUUAUAGAAACUUUUGUAUAUAAGCUAUAUAAUCUACAAAAUAUUCAUCUUUUGUUUUGAUUUCAAGACUAUUUUUUUUUAUUUAUUUUUUAACUAAUAAUAAAUUGACCACACCCAAAUCAAUUUAUUGUUACUAAAGAUAAAAUCAGUAAAAAAUUUGCAUCUUGCAAUUGCAUAAUUUAUUGUUAUUAGUAAAAAAAAAAAAAGAAACGAAAAAUAUGGAUUCAACAAAGUUCACAGUUUAAAUUUUAGAAAUUUGGAAACAUGCAAUUUAUAAAUGAAUUGAAACAUAAUGAUUAUUUAUUAACAAAUAAACGAUAUUUUUAAAUUUCAUAUAAUCAAAACAAAUUAAGAAUAUUUAUACAUUUCAGAUAUUUCAUCGAUCUUAUAUGAAAAAUUGAUACAAAUAGAUCAGCAAUAUCAUUUAUAAAACGAUUUCUAGCUGUAGGAAAUUCUUAUUCUCUUCAUUGAUAUACUUUUUUAAUGUAUAUUUUUAUAAAAAAAUUGCAUUGAUAUUAACAAAAUUAUACAUUAUCAUAAAGUAUAUAUACUAAAAAUUCUUCAGAGAAGAAUUUGUUUCUCUUAUCAAAGUUAUCAUUUCCUAUUUUUUUUUAUCUUUAUUUUAUAUUUCGAAUAAAAAUGUUUGUUGAAAACAGUAAAUAUGAAAAAAAUCUGUAGAAAUAUUCGUAACAAGUGGUAAUUUUUUCAAGAAACAUAAAAUAUCAAUAAAAUAUUCUUCAUUAUUGCUUCAAAGGAGAUGCAGUUUAAGAUUGCUUCGUUUAUAAUAUCAUUUGGUAUAAUAUGUAAUAUUCAAAAUGUAUAAACUGUAUGAAAUUUUAAACAUACUUUGUUUAAUUAAGUGAUAACAUUAAUUUUAUAAAUUGCAUAAAGGGGCCAAUAAUUUAUUUUCAGAUAUUAGUAUCAAAAGUAUAACAUAUAUAAAAAUAUGCAAAUAUAUUUUCUAUUUAUAAUAUUUUAUCAUUACUUAUUUCAAUUAUAUGAUUAGAUAUCUUUAAUACAACUAUUCAAACAAAAGAAAAUGAUAUUAAUCUAAAUUAAAAUAAAUUAAAAUAAAUGAAAUAUUAUUAUUUAAAAAGAGAAAAUUAGCAUCUACUAAGCGAUAUUAUUAACGAUGCAUAAUAAUGUGCAUAUCAAUAUCAAUAUUGAUAUGCAUUGUGUAUCAAUAUUAAUGUUACUCUUUCGUGGCUGCUAUUUUUUAAAAUUUAAAAAAAUAUUUUGUAACUUUUUAUUCACAUACUUUAAUUACGAAUAUUAGUUUAACCAUAAUUUUGUUAUUAAGUGUAUACAAUAUCUAAUAUGUCAUUUAUAUAUUUUACUAUAUGAUAUUAACAAAUCCGAUAAACCAAAUUUUAAACAUUAUUAAAAUCAACAUAUAAGUAGAAACUAGAUUAUAUUAAAUUAUAAUCUAGUACAAAAGUUUACAUUACAUUUUAUAAUAAAUAUAUUCUGUAUAGUUUAUUAUUUUUUAUUAAUUUUUUUAUAUAUCAUAAUAAUAGUUAAUAAAUAUUAAUAUUAUUUAUUAAUAUGUAUCUAUGUAUGAAUCAUGUAAUUAUUGUAAAAUAAUUUAAAAUAUUGUAAAGAUUUCACGAAUAUAUUAUCAUGAAUUAAAAGAAUAAGAAAAAAAAUUAUAUUACAAUCAAGUAAAAUAUAAAUAACUGUAAAAAAAUUAAUUAUAUUAUGUAAUGUAAACUUUUUUUAGCAAGUUAUUUAAUAAGUAUUUAUUUAUUAAACUAUUCUUAUUCUAAAUUAAUUGAUUUUUGAAACAUUUUUGAAAAUUGGUUUAAAAAAAUCAACAUAAUCAUCAUAAAUCAUAAGUUGAUCCAUAAUUUUAUAUUUUAUAAAGGCAGCCACUAUAUUGUAAAUUUAUAUUUUGUCUUUAUUAUAUACAAACUAAAAUUAUUACAACAUUUAUUAGUUAACAAAUUAUAAAUUAAAUUAUAUAAUUUUUAAUGCAUUUAAAAUAAUUUGUAUAAAAAAGAUAGCUUAAUUUUAAGCAUACAGAAACAUAAUUUUGUAAAUUUAUUUAUCAUUAUUAUUAUUACCAUUUACAUCAACUAUAUGUUCGUUUUCAUGUCCGAAAUGAAAAUAUCAUUAAAUAUGCAUUAAAUUAAAGUGUAAUUACUUGUUCCAUAAUUUAUCUUCUGAUAUUUUUAUUUUAUUUUUAAUAAUCUUGCAACUUAAUGUCAUUUAAAGAAAUGAGUAUAUUAAUGUGAUAAUCAAAAAAGUUAAGAUAGCUAAUAAAAAUAUAUAUUUAUAUUGAUAUUUGUAUAGUUUUAUAAAUAUAUAUAUAUAUAUUUUAUUCAUCAAUAUCUCAUGAAAUAUCGAAUACUUCAUGUAUAGCACCAUAAUUAAGAAAUUAAAAAAAUUAAUAUGUUAAAUUCAAAAAAUCAAUAUUUACUUUUUAUAUUUAUAUUUUUCUUAUUUUUGAAAAUAUUAAUUGUAAUAUGUUUAAUUUAGAAAUAGAAAUUAUAAAAUAAAAAUUAGAUAUUUUAUAUGUUUUCGAAAAAUUGGCGAUCUCAAUAAUUUUAACACAUUUUUUUUAAUUUUUUAGCAUAUAAUAUGUGUAAUAUAUAUUGGCACUGUAAAUUAAGUUAAUAUAUUCUGAAUAUUAAAAUCUUCUGUAUAGGAUUGAUAAACUCUUUUCAAUAAUUUUUCUAACAUUGAUUUUCUGUAUUAAUUAUAAUUUAACAAUGAAACAUCUGAAUAAUCGUUUCCACAAAUGUAAGCAUAACAAUUACAAGGCUUGUGCAAUGAGAAAAGUUACAAUAGGAAGAAGUUAUUCCUAUAAUCAAUUAAUAAAUAUAGAAGCGUAAAUUACGCUUAAUUUAGAGGCAACAAUUAAAAUAUUUUAACAUUCUCCCUCCCUCGCUCUCUUUUUUUCUUUCAUUCUUUUUUUCUUGCAUUCCAUACACUCUAUCAGUCUGGCGUUGUUUUUUCUUUCAUUGAAUAAAACUGCAAUAACAAGUUGUUUUUUCAUCACUAUUUAAAAUCAACUUAUUUUUAUAAU
Apis cerana (Asiatic honeybee) is the source of this 5666-nucleotide messenger RNA. RefSeq names its product sorting nexin 33-like protein SH3PX1 (gene SH3PX1). Gene Ontology annotation, molecular function: phosphatidylinositol binding; protein binding. Gene Ontology annotation, cellular component: cytoplasmic vesicle; plasma membrane. The record is from RefSeq and is a predicted model, not a curated record. Lineage: Eukaryota; Metazoa; Arthropoda; Insecta; Hymenoptera; Apidae. Gene Ontology annotation, biological process: endocytosis; plasma membrane tubulation; endosomal transport.